Emiliania huxleyi CCMP1516 is the source of this 1281-nucleotide messenger RNA. RefSeq lists its product as hypothetical. The transcript is spliced from 5 exons. The record is from RefSeq and is a predicted model, not a curated record. Bases 1 to 1281 code for a protein of 426 amino acids. Lineage: Eukaryota; Haptophyta; Isochrysidales; Noelaerhabdaceae.
AUGCAAGGCGAGCCCGCGACGCAGCGUCCGGGACCAAAUGAGCAGCCUGUAAGUGUGAUGGAGAAGCUUCAGCAGCUCGGCCUGCUCGGGCAAGCCAUGACGGACCGGAUUGUCCAAGGGAAUGCUUCUGUGGUGGAGCUCCAGCGACCGUGCGUCACCUCUGGAACUCUUGCUGACACGGCUGCUGCUCCCGACGCCGGCGAGAAGGGCUCACCGGAUGAGGGCGUGGGAAAGGAAGACCACCGGGAGGCGGCAAAAGGUCUCGUGUCGAGCUUGGUGGCGGCCGCUCAAUCGGCAAAUCCAGUAGCGGUGGCGGAGCCAUCUGUUGCGGCGGAGGCAGUGAUGCUUGAGGAACCGGGUGAGAAAGCCCAGGGCUUUGCGGUGUGCACGGCAGGAUCAGGAAGCCAGGGCGUGGCAGAGCCACAGCCUGCCGGGCCCGCGGCUGCAGCUGGCGCGGAGACGCGGCCCUCCUCCGCGGGCAGAGGCAGCCAGCGGAGCGGCUGGCAAAAGCUUGACGAGGGGGAGGGGGGCGCUCCGGGCAGUUAUCCGACUCGACCAAGGCUGUUGCAGCUCCUGUGCUCGCCCAGAUUCUUCGCCGUGGCCUCAACCUUCUCCCUGGUCCUCGUCGUGGUAAUUGCAGCGGUGCUGCACGGUCCGGGAGGCAUCCACCGGGCGGCUGCCCCCGAGCUCGAGCGGCUCUUCCGCAGCUCUGCAGGAGUGGUGGUGCGCAUGCUCGAGUGCGGCAAGUGGAAGGAGACGGCCACCGCGGCGGACUACGAGUGUGACGGCAGUGCGACCGCUAGCCCGGACACGAGCCCCGCUGCGGCAUGGGACCUCCUCGGCGCAGCCUCAUGGCCUGAUCCAGUCAUCUCCACUUGCCACGAAGACCCUGCUGCACGCCUCAAAGAACUCGCGGCAGUGUUGGGACGCUGCUGCAGCGGCGAAUGCCCCGCCCUCUACCACAGCGGCACCACGAGGGUCAAGGUUGCACAGCUGCGCCACUCCUUUUCCAAAUGGCGCACGGAGGCGUGCGCCGACGACUCUCCGGUGAGGAUCGGCUCACGGCCGUGCCACUGCACCGCUCCCCGCGACUGCGAAGGCACGGCUUGCCUGCUGUCGGAAGAGUACGACUGCGGGCACACGCAAGUCCAUGUUCGCUUCACGGCGCACGAUAUCCUCGCAGUCCUCCUCUACAACAAAUGGUCAGGAGAUGCUUUCGCCUUUGACGAGGAUGCGCUGACCGUCGCGCGUGCAGCGCAGGAGUCGGUGAGUCCCCUCUAG